CCCCUCGCCCCCUCCCUGUAAUCCGCCGCUUUUCCCCUCCCCCUUUCCCCCUCCUCCCCCAUUCAAGAAGAGAAGCGAACCACCUCUCUCCCAGUCUCCCUCGGGGACGGGACGGGACGGGACGGGACGGGACGGACGCCAUGGACGCCUGGGAGGCCACCAAGGUGGUGUUCGACCGGGUGCGCGCGCUGGACCCGGAGAACGCCUCCAAGAUCAUGGGCCUGCUCCUCAUCCAGGACAACAGCGUCAAGGACCUGAUCCGCCUCGCCUUCGGCCCCGAGCACCUGCUCCUCGCCGUCGUCGCCCGCGCGCGCGCCGACCUCGCCGCCAAGCCCGCGUCCCCGCCGUCGCCCGGGCUCGGCCAGCCGUGGGGGCUCCCGAGCCCUAGAGGAGGAGGCGACCACCUGGCGCCGUUCGGCGCCGACCAGGCGGCGUUCGACGGCGGUGCCGACGCGUUCUACCCUGAGGAGUACGAGUGCUGGUCGCCGGCGGCCGGCGGCCACCGCCGCAGCUUCUCGCUGAGCGACGACGAAGUGGCCGCGGCCGGCGCGUGGAGGCCCUGCAUGUACUUCGCACGCGGGUUCUGCAAGAACGGCUCCUCCUGCCGGUUCUUGCACGGCCUGCCUGACGACGACGCGGUGGCCGCGGAGCGGGAGAUGGUCGUCAUGCGCGCCAAGGCCUUGGCCGCCGCCGCCGCGCGGCCGCAGCAGCUCAUGGCGUCCGCUUUCCCCUUCUCGCCGUCGCCGCCCAAAGGCUUCGGCCUCAACUCCCUGCUCCAGCAGCAGAACGAGCCCCAAAGGGCGGCGGCGGCGGCGGCCGCCAUGUUGCUUGGCGGCGGCGAGGACAUGCACAGGUUCCCGGCGCGCUCGCCUCGGAUGGACCGCGGCGACCUCAUCUCCAGCCCCGCCGCGCGGCAGAUCUACCUCACCUUCCCGGCCGACUCCACCUUCAGCGAGGAGGACGUCUCCAACUACUUCAGCUUGUACGGACCAGUGCAGGACGUGCGCAUCCCGUACCAGCAGAAGCGCAUGUUCGGCUUCGUCACCUUCGUCUAUGCAGAGACGGUGAGGAUCAUCCUGAGCAAGGGGAACCCGCACUUCGUGUGCGACGCGCGCGUGCUCGUCAAGCCCUACAAGGAGAAGGGCAAGGUCCCCGACAGGUUCAGGAAGUUGCAGAACCCGCACCAUGGCGACUUCACCGGCUGCACGUCGCCCACCGGAUUGCUCGAUUCCAGGGACCCCUUCGAUCUGGCUCAGCCGCAGAUUGGACCAAGGGUGAUGUACGGGAACAUUGCUAACCACGAGGCGUUUGUGAGGAGGAAGCUCGAAGAGCAGCAGCAGGCGGCCGAGCUGCAGCACGCCAUUGAGCUGGAGGGCCGCCGGUUCAUGGGGCUGCAGCUCCUCGACCUCACGAGCAGGGGUCACCAUCUCGGCUCCCCUGCUAGCUCACCCAUGUCCCUGGGACAAGCUGACGGCAGAGGGAGCGGCAACGGGAAUGGCAAUGCCAUCAUUGUGGAGGACGUCACCGUCCAAGAUAACAAGAUGAACAGCAGUAGCCUUGCAAUGAGUGCGCCUGCAGCAGCAGCAGCUACCUCUGCAACUGGUGCGGAAGGCGAGCACGAGGAGCGGCAGGAAGGGGAUGGGGAUGGUGGUGGCAGUCCCGAGCAGGCAGUCAACCCUGGGGAAGAGGAGAAGAGGGAAUCUGUUCCUGUGACAGCAAUACCCAAUGUUGCGUGUGGAUUCCAAGAAAGAGGGAUAAUCAAUGAAUCCUCGGUGCUGCGGAAUGGGUAGGUUACAUCAUUCCAGACACACCUCUUGCCAUAACCGAAGGAUUCAUGAACAAGCUAUUAGAAGUCUGGCUGAUAUAGCUUACUAGAUUAUAACAAGGAACUACUGAAGCAUAUGCCGUCACUAUAAAGGCUGGCUGAUAUAAGCAUAUUAAAAGAACCGAGGGAGUGUCAAUGACAGUCAUUGUUGAUAGUUGCUCUCCCUUUUCUUUACUAGAAAUGACAUGUGGAAGUCAAUAGGGAACACCUAAGUUGUAGUAGUUCUCAGGUACUAAUCUCAUAGUUAUCCUUUGAUGUUGCACCUUUGUUGCAACUGAUCCUAGAUCUACCGAAAACUUCUUUUGCCAACAUUCUAGUGUCGAAAAGAUAUCCCCAGCUAAUUUGUACUUUAGGAAAAAUAUGUGAACCUAGCCUCAUUAACAAAUGUUUGAGGGUUGAGCAGUACAGUAUUGUUCUUGUUCCCAUGAGGCCAUGACUGCAUGCACCAGAAAUCUUCUGUUAAA
This is a messenger RNA of Panicum virgatum (switchgrass), 2289 nucleotides long. RefSeq names its product zinc finger CCCH domain-containing protein 53-like. Bases 141 to 1790 code for a protein of 549 amino acids. The record is from RefSeq and is a predicted model, not a curated record. Lineage: Eukaryota; Viridiplantae; Streptophyta; Magnoliopsida; Poales; Poaceae. Gene Ontology annotation, molecular function: metal ion binding; RNA binding. The transcript is spliced from 7 exons.